Messenger RNA from Prionailurus viverrinus (fishing cat), 8595 nucleotides. It is a transcript of the gene PLAG1, whose product is annotated as PLAG1 zinc finger. Bases 2146 to 3399 code for a protein of 417 amino acids. Lineage: Eukaryota; Metazoa; Chordata; Mammalia; Carnivora; Felidae. The record is from RefSeq and is a predicted model, not a curated record. The transcript has 3 exons.
UUUAUUAUAAAUGACAUUGAAGAGGAAGCAUCCGUGAAAUUUUUAUGCAUCUACUUGAAAUGCAGCGAAAUUUCUCCUGGUCAGGAAAACUACACGAAUGUAUUGUUUACUGGCCCACUUUGGUUUUUACACUUUUUUCCUACCCAAACCACCAUCCACCCAGAUAGGUAUGCUGUUGUUAUUCUAACCGUUGCUGCAAUUACUUAAAAUUUACUUCGCAAACUGCCUUUAUUAAAAGAAGCAAAGUCUUGUAUUUGUUUCCUUGGGGGGGGAUCGUACCGGCAGCUCCGAUCGGGGGAACGGCACUGUUCCCUGGUCUUGUCUUUUAAGUGGCACCACAGGAUUUAUCCACUUGCAAACUCGUUUGCCAACCCGUCCUCCUCCUAGAACGCAGGCCUAUAAGAGCGAAAAAGGAAUUUUAGGGCUUCUGCCACCUCUUGACCACAUAGGUGCUGUCAGGCUAUUCAGCUUCUUUGGGCCUCUCCCCCUAAAAUGGCAGUGAUGAUAAAUCCACCUCUCAGGUCCACUGAGUCCCAGGGAGAUCAUAGAGAUGAAAACACUCUGCACUUGUAAGGUAUUUAUAUUAUUGAAAUAACAUAAUAUACAAAACAGGCUUUCAUGUGCUUAACUACCCUACCAAAACCUCAGUAUGUGCCCUGGGCAAGUAAGUAUUUACAAAGUUAAUUUUAUUAUUUUGCAAUUUUGAUGUGCAGAAUUCAGUUCUUCCAUUUAUGCAUGUCCUGUGCUUUCCAAAAGAAUGGAGCUUUCGCUUUAACUUUUUAAAUAUCUUUUAUUAGUCACAGUUUUUAUUUUUCUUAUUUUUUAAACUAUGAGAAUAAUGCUGCUUUCAAAUGUACUUUUAGUAGUCUUGUAAUGAUGCUGGAAUGUCCUCUAGUCAAUAUUUUAUUUACACAACAAAUUUUUAAAAGUACGACAAUUUGAUUUCAGGGGAAAUUAAUUAGAUUUGUGUUUGGAACGUUAAGUAAAAUUAUUUUCACUUAACUUGUCAUUAGGGAAUCCUUUCACGACUAUAUUUUAACUACUUGAUUUCUGUCGCCCCUCUCGUGUUCUUACAGUCACGAUUUCUGAACAUUCGCCUUUAAAAUAUUCAGAGUUUAUUAACCUCUCUGUGCCCUGUAGUCGCUCCAGUAGAGAAUCCUAGUUUUUUCUCCGCCUCUUGACCAUUCUUUUCGCAUUGACUUGUACCAUCGAGAAUUAUUAACAGAUUUGUUUCCUGCGCAUGUCCUCAGUUUACUGAAGAUCAUGCUAAUAGGCAUUUUGUAAAGAUACUUUGAAGAUCUUUCGACAGUGACCUUUUAAAACCCAGCGACGCUCCGUUCCUGAUGCCUCCGCAGCACACCUGUGUAUAACUUCCCUUGCAUGCUUUUGAAAUCCAAAGAGCACAGAGUUAUCGCUACAUUUCAGCCAUCCUGCGCAGCAUUCCGAGAAAUAAACUGGCAGGUGUUGCAGGUGACCGAAGUGUAGCUCCGAGAAGCCCAUGAGUGUGUGCACUGUGGGCACACAAGGUGCUGGCUUCAGGAGUCUGCUGUCCUGUGGUGAGGUUCCAGACGCACUGAGUUCGUCUCUUCCGUACUAUUAUUAAGCUCAAUGAAAUGCUGAUCGGUUCGGUUUACAAAGAGCGACUCUAACAUCCAUUUCUCUCAGUAGGCAAGUUAGACUUAAAAAAUUAAAUUGAAUUUGGGAAAGAAGUGGGGAGUCAUUCAGCAUCACACAAUGCCAUUUAUGUAGGUAAUACCACCUUACUUUUUGUUUCUGCAUUUAUUUGGUCAUGUAAACGUGCUUAGAACUAAUACAAAUUUGCAACUGGUGAAAAUUAAUGCAUGACUUAUCAGCAGAGUAUGGAAUGUAAGCAUGUGCCAUGAAAUUGCAAUUCUCUCAUUCUUUAUUUUCUAUCACUUACGUGCCGGUCCCAUUUAGAGUGUAGUCCACUCUUAUGUUUUGUUUCAUAGAUUGGCCAAAAUGGGAAGGACUGGAUUCCGCUCUCUUCCACGAAGAGUCAAUGGAACUGGCUGAGAUCAAGGUCUGAGGCUCUUUCCACCUGUCACCAGCACCCAUAACGAACCGAAGCUCUGACACACCUUUUACCCGAAACACCGCCACAAUGAUGCGUCCUCGCACAGGCACAUGGCCACUCAUUCUCCUGAGAAAACCCACAAGUGUAAUUAUUGUGAGAAAAUGUUCCACCGGAAAGACCACCUGAAGAACCACCUGCACACGCACGACCCUAACAAAGAGACGUUUAAGUGUGAAGAGUGUGGCAAGAACUACAACACCAAGCUCGGCUUCAAACGUCACCUGGCCCUGCACGCCGCCACCAGCGGUGACCUCACCUGCAAGGUCUGCCUGCAGACGUUCGAAAGCACCGGAGUGCUGCUUGAGCACCUCAAGUCUCACGCGGGCAAGUCGUCCGGCGGGGUCAAGGAGAAGAAGCACCAGUGUGAGCACUGCGACCGCCGCUUCUACACCCGGAAGGACGUCCGGAGACACAUGGUGGUGCACACUGGAAGAAAGGACUUCCUCUGUCAGUACUGUGCACAGAGAUUUGGGCGGAAGGAUCACCUGACUCGCCACAUGAAGAAGAGUCACAACCAAGAACUUCUGAAGGUCAAGACGGAACCGGUGGACUUUCUCGAUCCAUUCACCUGCAACGUGUCCGUGCCUAUCAAAGACGAGCUCCUUCCGGUGAUGUCCUUACCUUCCAGUGAACUGUUGUCAAAGCCAUUCACAAACACUUUGCAGUUAAACCUCUACAACACUCCGUUUCAGUCCAUGCAGAGCUCGGGACCCGCCCACCAGAUGAUCACAACUUUACCUUUGGGAAUGACGUGCCCGAUAGAUAUGGACGCUGUCCACCCUUCUCACCACCUUUCUUUCAAAUACCCCUUCGGUUCUACCUCAUACGCGAUUUCGAUUCCUGAAAAAGAACAGCCACUAAAGGGGGAAAUUGAGAGUUACGUGAUGGAGCUGCAAGGCGGCGUGCCCGCCUCAUCCCAGGAGUCCCAGGCAUCAUCAUCUAAACUGGGGCUGGAUCCUCAGAUCGGCUCCCUAGAUGAUGGCGCAGGGGACCUGUCCCUGUCAAAAAGCUCGAUUUCCAUCAGCGACCCCCUAAACACACCAGCCUUGGAUUUUUCCCAGCUGUUUAAUUUCAUACCCUUAAACGGCCCUCCCUAUAAUCCUCUGUCGGUGGGGAGCCUCGGAAUGAGCUAUUCCCAAGAGGAAGCGCAUUCUUCUGUGUCUCAGCUGCCCCCCCAGACCCAGGAUCUUCAGGAUCCCGCAAACACUAUAGGUCUCGGCUCCCUGCACUCACUGUCCGCAGCGUUCACGAGCAGCUUUAGCACGAGCACCACGCUCCCGCGUUUCCAUCAGGCUUUCCAGUAGGAGUCCACGACGUGGACCGAACGCAGAAAUCUGUGUGUAGCCCUGCCUUAGGUGACCGUUUGUAUUUUAGUGCCUACGUUAAAACAGCAUAAACAUUUCUGCUUUUGUACAGUACCGAUUUUCAUUAAGCCAGUAUGACAUAGAAACAAGCUUUUGUAAGCGAGCUUCAGAACUGUUUGCGUUCAGUUCUGUUUACCUGGGUAUUUUGUCCACGCUCACUGCCAAUUGUCCUGUUUUAAGACGGUUUUUCCUCUAGGGAAGCCAUUAUUAUCAGUAGCGGUAAAGUCUUACGAGUCCCACGUUCAAAUUACUUUUAGAUCUCAGAAUGUCCAGUUCUGUCCAAUAACCAUGGCUCUGCCUUUUGACAUUUGGCUCGUUAAAGAGUUUUGCAAUAGGAUGUAAAUUUUCUAAAAUGUAUGUGAAUAACCUGAGAAUUUUUAAAUUCUUACUAGUCUCUAAAUGGAUUCAUAAGCAAAUGUUUCAAAUGAAUUAAGAAUCCAGUUUGGGGAGAUGAUAGAUGUUUCUUUAGCUAUACCAUAAUUUCAGGUCAGUAUAUUUUGAAGACUUUGCUAUUGUCUGGCUCAGAUAUUUUGCUGUCUUUAUUAUGCACACGUAAGGAAAACGAAACCUAAACACAAAGCACCAGUAUUUAUAGCAAAAAAAGACUCCUGGGAAGGUGACACAGCAUUCCAUGUUACUCAGUAGUUGGCCUUAAAUCAGUGCACAGGAUAUUUUUUGCCACGUUUCAAAGUUGCUCUCUUUCCGAUUGAAUAGUGCUAGUCACGUUACGGCAUGGGACUCUUCAGAGUCAGUGUAUGGAUCGAUCUCUGGGCUCCUUAAUCCUUUCCGCCUUUCGUGGCCAAAGGGUGGGGUCAAGUGCAGUCAGCAGUUCUAUUUUAAAAUGUCGGUCCACAGUUAGCCCAGAAUCGAGAGCCAUUGUGGAACACAGGUGUUAGGUGUGUUUAUCCCAGAGCGGACCGUCUCUUCUUGGAUGGCGUGAUAGAUAGACUGCUAAGAAGGCAGAUGUGUGAUGUAAAGCACUUGGUUCGGCUCGGGAACCUGUCUAGGGAUCAUGUCCCUCGUUGCCAGGGUUGGAAACUAGCCUCUUGAGGCAUAAAGUCAAAGCAUAUCGCUUACGUCACUCUUACUUAACGUGAAAGCGACGAUCCAGAAGAGUGUGUUCCCUGGACGCAGCAGUUCUUAUGGGCUUUCCUCCUAGUAGACAACCACCAGCAUCCUUCCGAAGGUCACAUUAUAUUCUUCUAAGUGUUAGCUGGGACAUCCGCCUAAGAAACAUAUCUAUUAAGCACUUGCUAACACCUUAUUUGGGGACCCUGUCUGUUGGGGUGGGUAGGAGGGGGAAGGUUUAUAGAAGAGUGUAUAUCUCUUGAAAAAAAAAAAAAAAAGAAAGAAAGAAAAAGAGAAGAAAAAUAUUUCUGAGUACUCAUUAGCCCUGUACGGAAGCUUCUUUUUUUCAUUCACAGGGCCGAUUAUCACUGCAGAUUGCGAUGUUUACCCAGAAUUUCUAAACAUGAGUGCAGAUUACGGAAUAUAAUACGUUAUUUAAAAUAUUUGGGAGUAGUAUAAUUUGUGGAAAAAUGUAAAUUGUAAUAAUGUAAAGGGGGGGGUUUCACUAUAUAUAUUAUACACACACACAUAUAUCGCACUUCAUAGAACCAGAGUUGCUCUCUUAAGGGAGCUUUGGCUCCUGAUACUUUAUCAUGCUCCUAUUUUUUUUUUAAAUUCUAGGAGCAGUAGUUUUUAUACUUAUGUAUUUAAAUUUUAUUAUUAAAAAAUUACAUUUUAUAAAAAGUGUGUUCCAAAGGCAUUAAAAUUAUAUAUGUUAAUAAGGAAAUACAUUUAAAAUUUUUUUCAAACUGCUCCUAAGCUUUUGAUUAGGAGACUAUUUGCUCUGAAAGUAGGCUUUUAGCUCUGCUUUAUUACUGCUUCCUUUAGUUUCUAUGAAACAGAUUGCUUACUUAAAUCAUUAGUUGAAUGAUUAGUGUUCAAUAUUGCUUUAAUCACCAUUAAAAAAAAAAAAAGGAAAAAGAAAUUGGUGACAGAGCACAAAUAAAUAGAAAACCUAUUUUUAAGUAAACGUCACAAAUACAAGUGUGGAAGCACUACUUUGUCUAAAAUUUGCUUCAGGAGAAGUCAAAUUAAUGACCUGAGACGCUGGCCUUGGUAGGCUGUAUUUCACUGCUCAUAAACGAUUAAAAAGGGAGUACCAGGAUUUAUGCAGCAAAGCAUUUUGGAAAUGGGGAAUGGCACCAUAUGCGUGUAUAUCUUUUUAGCCUAAUUCUCGCCCUGCACGGAAUUCAGAUACACGGAGGCAUUUCUUUCAGGGCACCUGGGUUAGAAUUGUAGAGUCUUAAUAUUCACGUGAACACCCCUCUCUGCCUGUCGCUGCCUCACAGACUUGAAAUAACGCUUCCGAGGAAGAGGGACUUUCAGCUCUUUUGUUUCUCACAUUGACUCUACUGGUCACCAGACCCUUUUGGAGAGAAUUUCUGUUAAACACGAGGCAGCCUCAUUUACUUUAAUUGCACAAUGGUCUAACAAGGAUGCAACACAGAACUGGCUCUUUUUUCCUAGAAAAAGAAAAGUGGACAUGUGUUUUUCCAUCACCUGGAUGUGUUAAAAAUAAUGAUUGCCAAUGCUGUUUUUCACUCUCCCCGUGGCCAGAAGCCUCACCCUUGAAAUUUCUAGUAGUGCCUUUGCUUGGUUUAAAAAAAGAAAAAACAAAAAAAGGGAUUAAGUAAAAACGUAAAAAUAAUUCAGUUUCUUAGAAUUUGGACCUCAGACAAGAUAUUGAACCUCAUUCAGUUUGAACUUCCACACGUGUGUACAGAUUCGAUCCGCAGACACAAAAGCACGAGUGCGGAAGGGUCUUGGCACCGUAAGCAAUAUUAUCCACUGAUGUAUGCAAAUAUCAUCUUCAUAGUAAAGUGGUCACUGUUACAAUUCACAUUUUAAACUCCUGUUACCGAGUGCAGUUUGCAAAACUCCGGUCGUCCUGACUGAUCACACAUCACUCUUUGUGCAACUUUUUCAUUUCAUUUCGUGUUUCUUCCAAGCUGUGUAUUUCUGCCUGUUUGUUGCUUGUGCUUUAUUAGUCAUUUGUGGAAUAUAGUGAUAUAUUGUGUUAAUUGGGACAGUAGCGGUUUUUAAAAACCAUAUACUGACUGAAACAUGAGCCAGAGCUGACUGCUUUAUUAAGCUAAUAAUGAAUGUUAAAAGAGUACAUAAUUCAGGAUCGUUCAUCUAGUAAGCAAUACACGUAUAUAGGCCAAUAUUUUUUUUUAAAAAAAAAUAGAGCUUGGUCAACCUCUAUACUACACAUAUUACAAGAUAUAGCACUUUCAAAACGAAUCUAAACCUUUACAGAAACUUUCUUAUAGGUUAUGCCUUUUAUUUUAAGACUUAUUAUAAUUUGUUUCAAGUGCCAUUAGAUGAUAUAUAUGUAGGCCUUUGAUAUAUAAUGCUUUGUGUUCAAAAAUGGUAGAUGGUAUUUUAAACAGGUACAUUUUUACAGUGUUUUCUUAUCAAUUUGCUAUAUUGCACAGAAUCAGUGUGUGUCUUUUCAUAAGGUUUUACAAUGGUUUAUUUUUUUACAAGGUUUACGUGUCUCAAAACACACUGUCUUCCCAGUAUGUAAAUUAAAGAAUACCAGUUCACCCAAGUUGCUUCUAGCCUACUGAGAUCCACGUGACAUUGGAGGAGAUCUUCUAAAUGGCGAGCAUUCGUCAUUAGCAAUGGCAGACUGUUGUCUCUGACGAGUAGUGCCUCAGUUGACUCUGUCUUCUUUUUCUCGCAGGGUGUCAGCAGCCAUGCCUACACCACAGAUAGUCUUGCUGUGAUCACCUAGAUCCACGCGAGUCGUGUUGUGUAGUUUUGUGCUAAGAACCCUCCAGGGCGCCCUUUCGAUCACGUAGAGCAGACCGAUGCCACCAGCAUUGGUAAAGGCACACGUAGGCCCUCAUCCCCCUUAGGCCCUUCUGCAUUAUCAGCCCUCUGAGGAUGGAAAGGCAGUGUCUUUUGAUAAGUGCUCUAGCUCUAGAAAUGACAAGAACCAUUGCUAAUGUAUGAAACACUUCCUUGUAUAAGCUUCAGUGGUACAGACGAACCAGAAUGAAUGUUUAUCUUCUCAGAAACACUCCUUCGGUAUUAUGUUGGGUCAUGCUGCUAAUGGAACUUGGGAUACAACUCUUCAUGGUGCUACAAACUUCUCUGUCUCGUUCAGUCAUAUUUUUGUAUCCAUAGGAAAACAAGAGGACUCCAUUAGGCGUAAAGGUGUACAAUAUAUUUUUAUACUGUGACUCAAUUUGUCAUGAACAGACUUUUACAGCACCCACCACAAUGUAUUCGCGUGCACUUGCAAAAGGAAAUCUGGGACGUGCAAAUGUUACCGGAACAAACCCAGCUUUUGUCUGCGAGGUGACUAUUACUCAAAGUGAAAAGUGGGCUUCGUAAUACGGUGUGGAGUGAAGAACAUGCUGUAGGUUACUAACAGCCCUUUGAAUUUAACAAAAACUGGGAAUCCACUAGGAAAUGGAUUGCAUCAUGCCUGAGCAUAAGCUGGACUGCUGAAAUUGUACUUUUAGCUGACGAGAAAGUGUUUGGACUAGUACUCUCAAGAUGUUCUAAUGAUAAAGGUGUGAGUCAGAAUAGACCAGAAAAAUCUGCAUUCCAGGCUGAAUUUUUGUAUAUUUUUCUUGCAUUUAAAAAUCGCUCUUCUGUGAUAUGGGGAAAUCAAGUGGCUUAUCAUGUAUAUCGUGUACUUAAAAUGUAUUCACAAACUACUGUUGUAUUUGUAUAAAAUAUAGACAACGAUCGUAUUUUUUGUGUGUGUAUAAGCUCUGUAAAAUAGCAAUCACAUUAUGAAGCUGCACUGAUACAUUUUAAACAUCCACAUCCAAAGAAGCAGGCUAUUUAUUGUCCAGUUACCCAGAUAUAAAAUAUUACUUUGCUGCUAAUUAAACAAUAGUACUGCAGCUUUUUGUGGCCUACAGUGUGAUGUUUGCUGUAAGAAAAAGAUAUGUGAACUCCACAGAAUAUAUGAAUAAAAUUCUAGAAUGGCUUUAGAUAAUGUAGCCCUUCCUGAAGUUUUAAUAGAGGAUCAACUUCUAUUGGGUAAAACUCCUUUUCUUCACUUUGAAUUUUAAAGAUUUUCUCCUGGGGUUAACAUAAGGUGCU